AUGUAUUCUAACAGUUUCUUAUCUUGUUGCAGAUACACCUUGAACUCCUGGAAGUCGUAUGCUGACGUACAGGCAACCUACGUAGCGAACUCCUGCGACGGGUUCUCAGAUAAAUUCUCAUUUGUGAUCUACGCACACUCGCUGUCUGUAGGGCAAAGGUUGGAGCUGGCAUGUCGGUUCCAGUGUAAAGGGUGCCAGUAUUGGGACAAUAACAACGGCAGAAAUACUGCUUUCAGUGCCUACCUGUCAUCAACCAUACCUCCACGACACCUAUCACGACUGGUCUGGACUGGGGCAAUACAGCCAGCUUUUACUAGGAUAGUACUUUUGGAGGACCCCUCGUAUACGUGCAUGGUUGCCAAAUAUCAAAUUUGACCUUCACGAUAUUUGGCGAAGGUUGCGCAUGCCUGCCGACCGUAGAAAGCUUCUAACCUAGGUGUGUGUCUAGCCAAGAUGGCGGCGAUGAAACUCUUACCGACAAAACGCACCUUCAAAUCACAACUCCAGAUAUCCAGGACUACAUUUUGAGUUGUCUGCCUGUCCAGGAAGUUAACGCCAAGCAAUAUAGCAAGAAGACGGACCUCGUUGGUGUUUUGUUUAUUUUAUUACUCUCUAUUUUGUUUUUGUAUGUACAGAAGUCAAUAUAUUUUACGAAGUAGUAUUUUUAUAAAGAAAAUGAAUUGGUGACUAUAAUUGACAUGUCACUCGUAAGUUUUCGCAAAACGUGUGGAUGCUGUUAUCGAUUGCAGUCAAGUUCCGAAAUGGUUGUAGGAUAAUUUGUAAUGAUAGUAUCCAAAUACGGCGUUCCAUCCUUCCAUCUAAUAUAUAAAAAAUAAUGUUUUAUUUACCCUCAAUAAAUCUGUGCUUCAAAAGCAGUGCAUAGUAUAUAAGAGUUCAUGCACAGAGCAGGUAGUUGAACUAUAGGUGACUGUCAGCUGUCGCAAAUCCUUUAAUUUCAGUCCGAAGAUACUUGUUGAUCACAGGCUGCAAAAUAAAGAAAAUUGGUGAGUGCUGUUGUCCCAUAAUAUGGUUUCAAUUUUUUCCGCUAAGCACGAAUCUGAAUUCAUACUUGGAGUUAGAUAGAGAAAUAUGAAUCGAAUCCCAGUUCUGACUUUAGAGUCGUAUUCAGCAAGAAAAAGUAGAUGGGACUAUAUAGCGGGACCUCCAGCACAUACCACUUUUGUAUUUUGUGGAGCUGAGGUAGAGUGUAUUGUUGUCAGCAUCAAGUUGAAACUGAAAUGCUUUUAAAGUAUGUAUGUGUGUGGUGCCGUGGCUAUCACAAUGCAGGCAGCAAUGUACUUUACUAUUAUUAAUAUGUAUUUAUUGGUGGAUUACUUGUAACUGAAAUAAAGUGAGGGUAGUACUAGUAAACAUCCUUCUUUGCUAACUAGUCAAGGUCACCUGACGUAACUCAGGUCAUAGCAAAUUUUAAUAGGGGUGGAUGUCGUUAUGGGUCAUUCAAAGUUUCAUUAAUAUGGUACUUUAGUUUCGAAUUGGUUACCCAUUUCACAUAUGUCUACAUUUACACCUAGUUUGACUGAGCUAUGAAUCAACGUUCUAACCUUCCCCAAACUCGAUUGAGCUAUUUUGCGCUGAAUCACUUAAUCUGGGAGUCUAUUCUUCGAAACGGGGUAUGAGAAUAACCAAUGGAAAAUCUAGCAACCUUUCCGACAGCGUUGGAGGUGUUAUUGUUUCUUAGAUAAGUUUGUGAAUGCACUCAUUUUUUGCAAAAAAAUAUUUCCAGGUUUUUCAAAUCACCAUGUGUUGCCUCGCAUAGUCAAAUUCGCUCUAUUUGAGACUCCAGCACGUUUUUUUUGCUCAUUUGGAAGCUCUCCUUCAAGUCAGACUUUGGGCAAAUGCCCCUUGUGCCUAAACAUCUAAGGCACCUGUAUAUUGUACCUGGUUUACUAAUUUUAAUACGAUUGUUUCAACAUAUAUUUGACAAUAAUUGCCAAAAUUUACGAGUGAUGUGUCUGGUCUAUGCAGCAAUUUAUUAUAUUUGUAUGUUUUUAUAGAACGUGAUAUAUUAUCUAAUUGUUAUUACAAAACAAAACUCAGAAUGGAUUUUAUCUAUAUUUGUAAUUAUUGUAUACAUUUUUCGUAGCUGUACAGAAAUUAUAUUGAAAUAAAGUGCGAU
This is a messenger RNA of Acanthoscelides obtectus, 2137 nucleotides long. The record is from the annotation of a GenBank genome assembly. Lineage: Eukaryota; Metazoa; Arthropoda; Insecta; Coleoptera; Chrysomelidae.